UCUUCAGUUCUGUGUUGUCUGUCGAUCCGGUUGUGUCUGUUGUUUUCCGUGCGUGCAGUCGACUGAUCCGCGGUACCCGUGGUUUUCCUUUCCAGUCCAUUAUUCGCUACGCUCUCCAUACAGUAUUAUUCGGUCUACAAUUGUAAUUACAAUUAUCACCACGUUGGCUAGCAAAUUUUAAUUGGAGUAUUCCGGGUCGGUUUACAAAUCAUUGCGUACAUUAGUGGCGGAUGUUUCUGGUCCUCUGGAGCCAUUCCAGAAGUGACAGUGAGCAGGAGAGACAUUUUUUCCGUUUCAAUGCGCAAAUAUUGUGGGUAAAAAUUCUCAAGUUUUACUAAAGAACAAAGUAAUUAAAAGAUUUUGUAUAAAAUCCUAAUAAUCGUGGUUGGAAGAAAAGGAAAAGUGCCACACAAAAAGAAACAUCGUAGAGCUCCCGUUUUUUUUCGCGUGCUUUUCACCGCAGUCGUCUUCGUCGUCUCGCUUAGUAGGUACGGUACGCUGGUGUUAUGUGUGACCACGAGUAACAGCGACUAACUAACGAGUUACUGGCACAUCGGAGUGGCGGUGUUCGCGUGUCGUAAAUCCGCGAGUAAAAGUGGAAAGCUUUUCCGAUAUUUUGGAAGGUUGAAUCGGUGAAUAUUGAGUUGAGUCGUGUGGCGAGCAUCGCCGCCAGCACGGGAAGCUAGCAGCAGUACGUACAACAAAAGCCGAAUUACUGCUGUGCCAAGCGGUCGAGCUGCUGCUGUGUGGUGUGGUGGCGCAGUCAGUGCAUCGAUUUCCACAUAUAUUUUUUUCGCUGAUAGAACCGUGGCUCCACGGUCUUCCGUGGUUUGAUAACGACGGAGUCAACCGCAGGAGCCAAUAAAUCACCAACAGUCAUCCAGACAAGAAACAUCAGUGCAGCAGCACAACGCGGAACUAACAUCAUAAACACGGACAACACGGAGCCAACCGACGACGAUGGAGGUAAGCAAUCACACAACUUCGACCCUAAGUCGGAGCAACAGCCGGACGAGUUCAAAUUCCGAACUGGAGAAGGAGUUGAUUGAUCUGGAAAUCAGUGGUACCAAUAAUAAAUCCAACACACUAAAAAAGCGGAUAUCAAGCAGUCGGACGCCGGCGAAAAAGGCCAAGCGAAUACGAUUCUAUCGGAACGGCGAUAAGUUCUAUUCCGGUAGCAUCAUACCAGUAUCGGGGGAGAGAUAUAGGUCAUUUGAUAGUCUAACAGAGGACCUAACGAGACUGUUAGAAGAUAGUGUCAUGCUCACUGGCGCCAUCCGGACAAUUUACACCCUCGAAGGAAAGAAAGUGGAAAAACUCGAAGACCUCGAGGAUGGUAAAAGCUAUGUAUGUUCCUGUAAUAAUGAAGGUUUCAAAAAGAUAGAUUACAACACUAACACUAAUAGUAAUUCUGCAGUAAAGAAUACAAACAGACUGUCUAGACUAAUACGUCCAUUAUCGCCUAUCAAAAAUGGCUCCAACGGUACGACACCUCUCAAAGAAUUCAGCUCCGUUGUACAUCCUAGGCUCGUAACUCUAAUUAGGAACGGCGUGAAGCCUCGUAAGAUCCUUCGGUUGCUGUUGAACAAACGUAACAGUCCAACGUACGACCACGUGCUACAGGCAAUCACGCAAUGCGUCAAACUGGACACUGGCUGUGUGCGGAAGGUGUUUACCCUGACGGGGGCGCCGGUGCUGAAGCUUGCGGAUUUCUUCGGCGAAGAGGAUGUCUUUUUUGCGUACGGAAACGAAAGGGUUGGGACCGAUGACUUCGAGCUGGAACCAGAGGAGCGAAAGACAAUCCAAUCCAAUAAGAAAACCCUGCGGAGCAACACAACACGGACGGGCCCGAAGCCCAAGAUGCCUAUCAAGAGCCACAACGACACGUUCGUGUGCGUAGACGAAACGGUGCUGAAUGGCGUCAUUUCGCCGGACUCGUUACCACUGGAGCUGCAGAGCAAGUACACCCUCGGGUCGAUAAUCGGCGAUGGUAAUUUUGCAGUAGUAUUAAAACUAAAAGAUAGAGCAUCAAAUGUCGAGCACGCACUGAAAAUUAUAGACAAAUCUAAAUGCUCCGGCAAGGGACACUACCUCGCGGCGGAAAUUCGCGUCAUGAAGAAACUGAACCACCCGUACAUCAUUCAACUGAUACAGGACAUUGAAACGAUGAAUAACAUGUAUUUGGUGCUGGAGCUUGUCCGCGGUGGCGAUCUGUUCGAUGCAAUCACCAGGGUAACGCGGUUUUCGGAGAACCAGUCCAAAAUCAUGGUCAAGCACCUGGCGUCUGCCAUGUCGUACAUGCACGCUCUCAGCAUCGUGCAUCGGGAUAUCAAACCGGAAAAUCUACUGGUUGAACUAGACAAGGACGGCAACGUUAUACUGCUGAAGUUAGGUGAUUUCGGAUUGGCUUGUGAAGUUACCGAACCACUGUUAUCGGUAUGCGGGACGCCAACUUAUGUAGCUCCGGAAAUUCUCAUGGAAACCGGUUAUGGUGUAAAGAUCGACGUCUGGGCAGCCGGCAUUAUUCUGUACAUUCUUUUAUGUGGUUUUCCACCGUUCGUAUCUCCGGACAAUCAACAGGAGCAACUGUUCGACGCAAUCCUAAACGGGUUCUUUGACUUCCCGGCGCCCUAUUGGAACAACAUUGGCGACAGUGUGCGUGAUCUGAUAAUCAAUAUGCUGCAGUCGGACCCCGAACUGCGAUUCUCCAGUGAAGACAUUCUCGACCAUCCGUGGCUGACCAGUAACGUAGUGGACGACACACGAGAUCCCAACGGGUACCGAAUCAUCUCCAAUAUGGUUUUCUAGAAGUAGAUUCCACUGCAAGACAACUCCACAAUGUAUUCUUUUGUUCGCGUACGGAAUGUUUGAUUGUUUUAUGUGUGUGAGAAUAGUGUAUAUGAUAUGUUGGAGUGAGCGCUGAAAGGCAAAUUCUAGUGGAAUAGAAUCUAUUCUUAUUACCUUUAGCGAAUCUUCUUAUGUUGCACGAGUAAAUCAUAAUCUGCAAAUUUUAUGUUUGUACUAUUAGUCACCAAAAUUUAUGUGAUGUAUAAGUUGCAUUAACUUGCACAGAAACAGAAUGCUUUUCUCAAAAAUUUCAUCCGAGCGCAAUUAUUUUCAUAGUCGUUAAUAAAUCCACUUUUGUGAUGCUACAAUCAUAUCACUGCUUCAGUACGAAAACCUUUGCACUAUUUAUUAUAACAAAUUGUACAUAGCAUGAUUAUAAUAGUCAUAUCUCUUUCAUCUCUGCCAAUAUAAGUUUCCCCGUGUUUCCAUUCUCUAUUUCAUAUCAGUAUCGCAUGAAACAACAGACGAAGAAGAAGCAGUGAUGUUUAUGGAUGAAGAUACUCUUUAGACGAUACAAACAUAGUAAUGAAAAUCAAGAAAACGCCAAAAAUGUGAGUUAUCUGGAUACUCGAGAUGCAUGUUCAAAGUGAAAGCAAAUCGUAAUACGCAAACGAGUAAGUGUGUUGUGAACUUAUAUCACGAUGACAUCGGGAAAGCGCUUGUCUAUCGAAUCAUACUGUACAUAGGUAUUUUAAGAUUGUUUAUAUAAAGUAAACACAAUGAAUCGCUAUACUGCUUUAAUAAUAUUAGAAUCAAUAAGUCAAAGAACAACAAGCCACCAUGAAAAAGUUCGCAAGCUUGUUCCAUUUGAUUCUUUUGAAAUGAUGGCAAGAUUCCAUUCACGAGAAACCUUCACCACAGCCCAGAAACAGAAAGUAUAUAUUUGUUCAUUCGUUGUGAUUAUUGCUGUUAGCAAUUGUAGAAUUUUAUUCAUUUGAAUAAUUUAAGCAUGAUUAUUUAUUAGGUACUAGGUUGAUGUUAGCUCAAUUUAUAUGUUGACCUUGGUCAGGUAACGCCGAUGAAUAACACUAAAAAGAAUACAAAAUGCAACCCAGUUGAGCAAUUAAAAAGUCGAAUGUAUAAAGUUAAAUUGUGUCUCCAAUAUCUCAAUUAUCUCGUUUCCUUUCAGUGCUAAUUUAUUUCUUGCUUUAUCUUUCUGUAAUAUUUGUAAAAUACGCAAAAAAUGAUAUUUGUUUUGUUUGUGAGAUUCAUUUUCAAAUGGAGCACGAGUUGAUAGUUUAUCCUUCAUUUCUAUUUUUGAUUGUUUAAGUUUGAUUUCUAAAGUAACAGGAUAAAAAUAUAACAACAAUCACAUUCGAAUUUGAAUGCAAAAAUGGCAUCCAACAUCCAUAAAUCAUAUGCAAAGAAGGGAUAUGAUAACUUUCUGGAUUGAAAUACAUGAGUACACCAGCAUGCAUAAUAUUUAUGUA
Molecule: messenger RNA, 4277 nt
Organism: Armigeres subalbatus
Lineage: Eukaryota; Metazoa; Arthropoda; Insecta; Diptera; Culicidae
Product: serine/threonine-protein kinase GL21140
Exons: 10
Coding region: 961-2808 (615 amino acids)
Biological process (GO): protein phosphorylation; intracellular signal transduction
Molecular function (GO): protein kinase activity; ATP binding
Source: RefSeq, a predicted model, not a curated record